AUGCCUAGCUUCAACAGAACCAAAAGCAAGUUGAUCUCAGGAGAUCACAAGGGUGACAAGAAGGCAAAGUCGACUCCUCUUCGACUCACCUUCAUGGAGCAAUCGCAACCAGACGACUAUGUAAUCCGCAGUUUAGACGACCUCUACUCCAAGACCGUCCGUGUCUGGAAGGGCAGUGACUGGAAUGACAAUGUGAUGAACGGUGCCACAGGCGUUUCUUUCGAAUCGUCCCACCACGUGCCAGAGGGAGGUGCCAAAAGUCGGAAGGCUUUCCGGGACGGUAUAUUUGGAUUUUGCCUGGAGUGGGUAUACGUGAAUCAUGAGGGGAAAUCGCAUCGUGUCCGCUGUAUGAAUUCUUUUUCUGUAAAGUCGCCACAGUGUACCGACCAUCCAAAGGCGAUUUUCAAAGACGGUCCGAACAGAGUUUACGAUCUUAUGAAUUGGGGUAAAACGGUCACCUGGGAUAUGAUCAAAGAUGCCAACGCCGAAAAAGUUCCGUUGACAGACACUCAACUCAAGACAAGAGCCUUGGAUGAACUGAAAAAUAUCGAAGCCAGAAUCAGUGAGACCUCCCAGAGCGGCAGUAAUGUCAAAGAACUGGUGAGUAGGUAUUCUGCCUUACAGAAAGCGAUCAGUAACAGAGAGUACUUACUUGGAGACCGGUCAAACGCGAGCGAUGCCAUUUCUCCAAUCCCUGUGUCCGGCGCUAUCUACAGCUCUCGGAAGACUGCCAGCAAUUCAGCGCCAGGUAAUGCAGCCCUCGACGACAAAGCUAAGCGCAAUCCGAAUGAUAAGAAGAACAAGGGGAAGACGAGAUACACCAGAGGCCUUACCCAAAACCUUGAAGGAAUCGAGGAAUAG
Alternaria burnsii is the source of this 861-nucleotide messenger RNA. RefSeq lists its product as uncharacterized. The transcript has a single exon. The record is from RefSeq and is a predicted model, not a curated record. Bases 1 to 861 code for a protein of 286 amino acids. NCBI's taxonomy places the organism in Eukaryota, Fungi, Ascomycota, Dothideomycetes, Pleosporales, Pleosporaceae.